CUCUCUCUCUCUCUCUAUAUAUAUAUAUGUGUGUACUUCAUUCUCUCCUUUUCAUUCCAUAUGCUAGCUAGCUAUACUUGUGCCCAUCAUCAACAAUGAAGCUUCUUUUCCUUGGCCUAUUAUUCCUCCUCUCCUGCCUCUUCUCCCUUUGUUUCUCCCAAUCCUACAAUGCAAUAUUCAGCUUCGGCGACUCGAUCUCCGACACCGGUAACCUCUGCGUCAACGGCAACCCGUCGUGGCUCACCACCGCGCAGCCGCCCUACGGCGAGACCUUCUUCAGCCGCCCCACCGGCCGCUGCUCCGACGGCCGCCUAGUCGUCGACUUCCUUGCGGAGGCAUUCGGGUUGCCGCUGCUGCCGCCGUCGAAGGCGAGCGGGAAGGAUUUCCGGCAGGGGGCGAACAUGGCGAUCAUCGGCGCGACGACGCUCGACGCCUCCUUCUUCCAGUCGAUCGGGCUCGGCGACAAGAUCUGGAACUCUGGCUCGUUGGAUCAGGAGGUCCAGUGGUUCCAGCAGCUCUUAUCUUCCAUCUGCACCUCCUCCCAGGAUUGCAAGGACUAUUUGGGAAAAUCGCUGUUCGUGGUGGGGGAAUUUGGCGGGAACGACUACAACGCGCCGUUGUUCAACGGUCGGAGCCCCGACGCCGUCUCCGCCUAUGUCCCCACCGUCGUCGACUCCAUCUCCAACGCUGUCGAGAAAUUGAUCGGGCUCGGGGCGGUGGACGUGGUGGUGCCGGGGAUUCUACCGAUAGGGUGCUUCCCCAUAUACCUAACUUUGUUCCAGAGUUCGAGCCAGGGCGAUUACGAUCAAAACGGGUGUUUGAAGAAGUUCAAUGAUCUCUCCUCGAACCACAACUCGGCGCUCAAACAAGCACUUUCAAAGCUCCAAAGCAAAUACUCCUCUACCAGGAUCAUGUACGCCGAUUUCUACAGCCAAUAUAUUCAUAUGCUACAAUCCCCUCAAAGUUACGGAUUUUCCAACCCGAUGAAAGUUUGCUGCGGCGCGAGCGGGCAGGGCUCGUACAACUACAACAACAAUGCCAGAUGCGGGAUGCAGGGCUCCAGCGCCUGCGCCGACCCGUCCUCGUACUUGAGCUGGGACGGCAUUCACAUGACGGAGGCUGCCCACCGCGCGGUCACCAACGGGUGGCUGCGAGGUCCCUACUGCAAUCCGGCCAUUCUGCGGUAGGGCAAGGACACUGGACUAUGUUACAUGCAUGUAAUUGAUCGAUAAUUGAAAUGAAGAAUAAGAGGAUCGCAAGUGUAGAAUAAAUCAUCUGAUCAUGUAAACCACUAUAUGUUUGACAUAUUUGUAUCCUCAAAAGGGUAAUUUCGAGUUGACUCUUCAAGAUACUA
Ananas comosus (pineapple) is the source of this 1354-nucleotide messenger RNA. Its product is annotated as GDSL esterase/lipase At5g45910-like. The coding region runs from base 96 to 1187 and encodes 363 amino acids. The record is from RefSeq and is a predicted model, not a curated record. The transcript has 5 exons. NCBI's taxonomy places the organism in Eukaryota, Viridiplantae, Streptophyta, Magnoliopsida, Poales, Bromeliaceae. Gene Ontology annotation, molecular function: hydrolase activity, acting on ester bonds.